AUGGCGUCCCUUGUACAUCUAGUGCUGCUGACGUCGCUUCUUGGACAAGCAGCAUCAGCAACAACUACCGUCAAUAUACCUGGGCUCGGCAUCAUCUUUGGCAACGUCAGACCUGGGUGUUACGAAUACCUUGGCAUCAAGUACGCCACGGCUUCGAGAUUGGCUGCCUUCGGAUUUUUGGGCUCAAGAAAUCUGGGACUGAGAGAUCAGAUGAAGGCCCUUGAAUGGAUCCAUAGGAACAUUCAGUCCUUCGGGGGAAACAGAAGGGAGAUAACUGUCUUCGGCCAGAGCGCUGGGGCCCAGUCUACUGCUCUGCUGAUGAGCAUCCCCUCCGCCAGUCAGUACUUCGAUCAAGCCAUCCUCCAGAGUUGUCCCUUCACACUGCCCUUCAGAACCGCAGCUCAAGCUGACAGCCAAGAAGCUCAACUGGCCACCUUGAUAGGAUGUGAUAAGGGAAACCUCACCUGCUACCAGGAGGCUGAUGCUGAUGACAUUCUGGAGCUGCAAGAUGAGGUGGAACUUCCAGAUGCUUCUUUCUUUAUGUCCUUCGAGUUCUGGGGACCUGUCAUUGAUGACUAUCUGGUGAAAGACCACUUGUACAAUAUCUUCGCACGAGGUCUUCAUAAGAAGAUGAACAUCAUUAUCGGAACUGUCCAUGAUGAAGCUAUGGGGUACUCAUUCAGUUUGUCAACAACUCCUCUUUCCAAGCAGCAGCUUGAGGAGCUUCUUCGCAUGAUUAGUCCUAAGCUGUCGCUGGAGCUUCUAGGUCGGUUCUAUGAUAUUGAUGGCAAUGAUGACAAACGCUUCGUCUUGGCUGAAAUGUCCACGGACUACUUGUUUCGAUGUGUUAGCCAAGCCGUUGCAAAAAUUGUGUCAAAGGAUGCGGCGGUUUACAGCUACGUCUUCGACCAGAAGUUCCAUCUCGACAUCUGGGGCGAAGGCAACAUCUGUAACGACUACGUCUGUCACGGAAUCGAACUGCCGAUGGUGUUCGGUACGUACGGCCUUUGGAAUUACACUCUGACACAUGACAAAAUGAAUCUCUCUGAUGACCUCAUUCAGUACUGGAAUAACUUUGCCAGAGACGGGAGUCCCUCAAGCAAAAAUUCGUCACUUCACAUGUGGUCAUCGUUCAAAACUUGGCAACAGAAAUUUCUUCUGCUUCAGGCUGGAGGCAUACAUAUGGAAUCAGAUCCAUCUAGUUCGAUUAAGUGUUCCUUAUUGGAACAAUUUCUUGGUUUUAAUCCACGUUAA
This is a messenger RNA of Haliotis rubra (blacklip abalone), 1254 nucleotides long. RefSeq names its product cAMP-regulated D2 protein-like. The transcript is spliced from 4 exons. The coding region runs from base 1 to 1254 and encodes 417 amino acids. Lineage: Eukaryota; Metazoa; Mollusca; Gastropoda; Lepetellida; Haliotidae. The record is from RefSeq and is a predicted model, not a curated record.